AUGGAUAUCACCUUUAAUAAUAAUAUAAAUACCUGUGAUGAAAUGAGCUAUGAUGAAUAUCAUAACGAAAAUUUAUUACAUUUACAUAGAAAACCUAAAAUUGGCAAAAGUGUAAUUUUAAAAAAAAUAGAAAGUAAAUAUGAAGAAAAAAAAUGUAAAUAUAAUUCAUAUGAUAUAUUUCCCUAUGGUGGAUUAUUUUAUCAUGAUUUAAUUAUAAAGGAUGUUUUAAAGUUUUAUUUUAAAAAAGAACAAAAGGAAGAGAAUGUAAAAAAUAAAGAUUAUAUAUAUCUCGGUGCAGGAAUAAUGAAAGAACAACAAAAUAAAAAAAAUGAAGAUAAAAAUAAGAUGGUGUUUAUAUUUUUUAUUAAUGAAACAUUGUUAGAAAAUCUACAAAAAGAAAGUCAAUCAAAAACAAGUAAAAAUUUAAAAAAGAAAAGGAAAAAAAAAAAAGAUACAUAUUUAAAUAAUGAAAAUGUAUUAUCAAAUGAUAAUUCUAAUGAUUAUGAAUCUAAUAUUAAUAACGAAAAUUAUAAGAGUAAACAAGAAAGCACAGAUUUUUCAGUUAAGAACAAAGAUAAAAUUUCAUUAAUAACGAAUGAUAAAGAAAAAGUAAAUAAAAAAAAAAGGAAAAGGUUAAAAGAUAUAGAUGAUAUAUUAAACGAAAAAAAAAAAAAUAAAAAUGUUUUUAUAAGAACAAAAACAUCACUGUUUUAUGAAGAAAUAAAAAAUAAAGAGGGUGGUACAUGCACCGAUGUAAAUAGAAAUGUCAAACAAAUAAACUUUGAAACUUUUUAUAGAGAUUGGCAAAACAAUGACGAAAAUAAUACAAAUAAAAUUAAUGAUAUUAUAAAUUCUGAAAUAAAUAAUGAUAAAUCAACUACAAUUGAUUCAACUUAUGAAAAAAGUAAGUACGAUAAAAAUGAAAGUGAUGAUGACGAAAUAAGUUAUUAUGACAAUAAUGAAGACAAUGAUGAAGAUGAAGAUGAAGAUUAUGAUGAAGAUGGAAAUGAAAAAAAAAAAAAAAAAAAUGUAUAUAUUGAUAAAGAUAACAUAUUUUUAUUAAAUAUAUUACAUCAUCAAAAUAAUGUUUACUCAGUUAAAUGGAAAGAAAGUUCAUACGAAGGAUUUUCUAUCUUAGUUUCUUUAUGUUUUGAUGGAUAUAUGUAUAUAUGGAAAGAACACAUGAAUUGUCAAAAUAAAUUUACUUACAUUUCUAUAUGCAGAAUUUAUAUUCUAUUUUUUGAAAACAUAAUUAAUAACAUAAAAUGGUGCUGGGUAAAUAAAAAUGAGCAAAAUGAAAAUUAUAACUUUUUUUUAAAUAAUAAAAAUAUAAAUAUAUCAAAAAACGAAUAUUUGAUUGUAUAUGGAUCAAGAAAUGAAAUACAAGAAAAUAAAGAAUCAGACAAUUUUUUAUAUAAAAGAAAUAAAAUUAAAAAUUGCAUAUAUUUUGAUGAAUUUAACGACAAUUAUGAUUCAAAAGAAUACAUGGUAUUUUCUAUGUAUGCUAUUUUUAAUAUUUAUGAUAAUAAUAUACAUAUAAAAAAUAUUUUAAAUUAUGAAAAUGUACCAAUUAAUGUAAAUUUUGAUUAUAUUAUUGAGGCGAAAUUUGAAUAUGAUAUAAUGAACACUUCACUAAUAUCUAUCUAUACCGAUGAUACUUAUUUUCCAGAAAGUGAGUAUAAUAUAAAAUACGGAAAAUGGAAAGUAAAAAAAAUACAUGAACAUUCAAACUCUUUGUUUUCAAAUAAAAAUUAUUUUUAUAAUCGUUUUUUUAAUAUUAAUGAAACAUAUUUUUCUAAUAGUUCUCUUGAUUCUAGUCCAAAUGAUUCCCAUAUUUCUUAUAGUAAUGAAAAAAAAGAAAAAGAAAAAAAAAAAAAAGAAAAUGAUUUUUUAUUAUUUCAGAAAUUGUUAAAUGCUAUUAGUAAUUUAAUGCCUCCAUUUUCUAUCAAAAUUUCUACUUUUAAUUUUGAUUUUUAUAAAAUUUUAAUAAAACCAAGUGAUAUUUGGAUAAAAAAAAAAAAAAGUAUAAGCGUUAGAUAUUUAUUGGAUUACAAAAAUUACGAUCUUUCUAAAAAAUAUAAAAAGAAAUUUUCUUUUAAAAAAAAAAAAUAUGAAGAGCAUUAUUCUAUCGAUUUUAAUAUAUAUCAAAAUGUUUUUAUUUUAGUUAAUAAAUUAAAUAAUAAAAUGUACUUAUAUAAUUUUUAUAAUUCAUUAAAAAAAAAAAAAAGUCAUAUAUUAAAAAAUAGUGGUGAAUAUUCUAUCAAUAAUGAAAUUAGUAACAUUGUUAGCAAUAGUAAUAAUAUAAAUACUAAUUAUGAUGUUAAUAUAAAUAAUUAUGAAAAAACAUAUUCACCUAACGAAGAAAACUUUCGGGAAAAUCAAAAAUCAUUUAAGGAACAGAAGCAUCAAUUUAGAGUAUAUUCAAAUCAAAAUAAUGAUUUAAAUGGAUAUAAUAAAAAUAAUUCAUACGACUUCGAUGCUUCAACUACUGAAAAAAUUAAUGAUUUUAAAAAUAAUUCUAAUAAAGAAGAGAUGCAUUAUAGUAAAUUAGGAAAAUAUGAUGAUGAAAACAUUGAUCGUUUCAAAUAUCAAAAUGGUGAUUCACAUAAUUUACUCCCUAAUAAGAAUGAUUAUUCCAAAACAAGAAUAAACAACAAUAAAAUGAAAAAAAAAAAAAAUCAAUUUUCUCUUAUAUGUUGCAUAAAUAGUAUGUAUAUUGAUAAUCAUUAUAUUUUAAAACAUAAAGAAAUUAAUUUUUUAAAUAAAAAAACACAUUUUAUAUACAGUUAUGUGUAUAAAAUUUGUAAUUAUUAUGAGCAAAUAAAGAAAAAUAAAAAUAUUUUUAUAUCAACAAAUGAAUUAAUAGAAAAAAAGAGUAUCAUCCCCUUAGUUUAUAAAAGUCACAUGAUAGAAUCUUUUGAUUCUUUUUUUUUAUUAAUGUGUAUUGAUAAAAAUAGAGAAACUAUUUUUGUUUUGAAAUCAGAAAAAAUGAGCAUUGUUCACAAUAUGAAAAUGCUUUGUAUAUUCGAUGAAGAUUGUAAUAUAUCUGAUACAAAAGAAAAAAAAAAAUUAGAAACCAAAACUAAUAAUCAAAAAAUAACGUUAGAUAAUAAUAAAUAUAUAGAUAAAGUUAAAUCUGAUUUAACUCAAAUUGAAGGGAAUCAAUUCAAAAUAAUUGAUUAUAUGAUAAAAGAUUUUCAUUUAUGUUAUAAAAAUAAUGAACAGAACUUUUUACUAAUUAUUAAAUAUAUUUAUUUAGAUAAAGAAAAAAAAAAAAAAAGUGUCUAUUUGCUCGUGUUGUCAACAUUAGAAAUUUAUAAUCAAACAUUUAUAUACAUAAACUUAAAAUUAAAAAAUAUGUUUACUUUUUUUAAUCCAUUAAAAUCAGAAUUUCUAUUUUCUUAUUUUUAUUUAUCUUUUCAGGAUACAUUUCUUUUUGCAACAAAUCAUUUUUUGAAAACAAGUAACUAUAAAAAUACUGCUGAUUAUGAACUAAACAACCAAAAAAAUACUUGUAAUUAUGCAAACAAUGUAAAUGAAAACUAUCUAAAUAAUGAAAAUAAUGUACAUAAUAAUAACAGUAAUAAUUAUGAAAAUAAUGAGAAUAUAUUUUCUUUUAAAAAAAAGGAAAUAAAUAUUACAGAAAAUAAUAAUUUAGAUAAAGAAUAUAUUUUAGUUUUAAAUGAUAAUGAUUAUAAUAACGAUGAUAAAACUGAUUUAAAAAAUAACAUAGAAAUAGAUGAAAACCAAAAUAAUUAUUUAGAUAUAUAUUGCAAUAAUAGGAAAGAUGUGGACAAUAUGCAUUUAAAUAACAAUAAUUGGAAAAAAGAUUUUGUGAAUUUAUACUUUUUUUGUGCUAAUAAAGGAUCAGCCACUCGUUUUCUUCAAAUUAAAAAUAUUUAUGAACUUGUUAAUAUAAUUUUAUAUGAUAAUUACAUUUUACUAAUUACUAAUAAUAACUUACACAUUUUAAAUUUAAAUAUAAUACAUAAUAAUUUAUUAUAUAAAGAAGUAAGUUACAUUGACUCAUCUAAUGUUCAAAAAAAAAAAAUUUAUUUGAUAUCAUUAUUUUUUCCAAAUAUGUUAAGAAAUAAAAAGAAUGAAUUACUUGUGAGAUGUACAAAAAAAAAAAAUACAUAUUUUAUUGUAUUAAGUUUUCUAAUAAAUAAUAAGAAAAUUUAUAGUAAUAAUUUUAAUAAUAAGCAAAAAGAAAAAAAAAAAAAAAAUGAAAAUUAUUAUGCAUCAAUUAUUCUUUUUAACACUAAUCAUAAUGAAGAAAAAUGGAAUAUACUCAAAUAUGGAAAUAGCAUAUUUUUUUUUUCAAAACACAUUUUUUUAUUUGAAAACACUUUAUUAUUAUUAAAGAAAUUAAAUAAAAAUAAAAUAGAGUGUAAUAUAAAAGAAGAAACUAUUGUUAAAGAUUAUUACAAUAAUAACCAAAUAUCAUUUCAUAAAAUAAAUUUAUACAAGAAAUUUAAGAAAUACAAACAAGAAUAUGAAGAAAAAAAACAAAAAAAUAUGGUUUUUUAUCAUCCAAUUAUUUUAUUGAAUUAUAUAAAAAUCGGCUUAUUUUCCCAUGUAAAUUUAGCUCUCAGAUUACUACUAAACAUCUUAUUAUAUAAAUUUUUCAAAAAAAAAAAAAAAUAUGUUAUUAAAAAAAACUGCUCAUUAAAUAUUUUAUUAGAAAAGGAAAAAUCAGAAAACUACAAUUUUUAUAAUUAUAAUGAAAUAUCAUAUAUACAUGAAAAUCAAUUUUUAUUUGAUUUAAAUUUUAUUAAUACAGAAAUUUAUAAUCUAUUCAAAAAUAAAAGAAUCCCUUUCAAUGAAAACAAAAUUUCUAAAACAGAUAAAUCUUAUUCAGAAAAAGAAGAGAAUAAAGAAAACAAAGAUAAAUCAAUUUAUUUAUUCGAAAAUGAAAGCGUAUCAUUAGAUGAUUUUAACUUAAAUUCUGAAAGCGAUGAAUCUGAAGAAAAAAAAGAAAAAGAAAAAAAAAAAGACAAAAAUUCAUUACCAAGUGAAAAUACAAACAUUGAAUCGAAUGAUGAGAAUUAUUCUAAAGAUGAAGAUGAAGAUGAUUGUAAAAAGGAAAUAAAAGAGGAAAAAUUCAAAGAAUUCCUAAAAUAUUCCAGAGUAAUAAAUUUUGAGCUAAACGUAGAUGAAAUAAAAAUGCUUCAAAUACUAACAUUACAUGUUAAUAUUCCUUAUUUAAAUGAUUUUUAUCAAUUAGUUUUAUUUUGUAUACUAAACUCUUUUUAUAAUAAUUUUGAAAACGAUAAAAAUAUAGAAAGUGAUCAUGCUUCACAGAAAGAAAACUACACUAAUUGUCACUGUGAAUAUUUUAAUUUAGAUUUAGGAAAAGAAAUUACCAAAAAUGAAAACAUAUAUAUAUGUGAAUAUUUAAGUAAUAGUAAUGAAAAUAUUUUAAAUAAAAAUAAUUUAACGUGCAUAUUAAUUUUUUUCUUUCGUUUUUAUAUUAACUGCUUUUUCUUACUGAAUAUAAAAUUAGACAUACAUUAUCAGUAUACUUAUUUCUUUUAUUUUAUGAAUGAUACUAUAGCUUCGAAUAUAUAUAAUUAUUUAGAAAAAAUAAUUACAUAUUACAAUUAUUAUUUUCAUUUUCAAAUUAAUGAGAAGGAUUUGCUUAGUAUCAAUUUAUUUGAUAAUAGUUUAAAUAAUAAAAAUACUGAUGAAAAUAACAUCAGUACUCAAAAAAAGGAGAACUAUUACACCCAUUUAGUUAAAAAGAAAAAAUUACUUUUUGAAGAAAAAAAUAAUAAAAAGGAAAAAUUCAUAGAAUUAAAUAAUAUCCAAAUCAAUAGAUUAUAUAAUUCCGAAUUUCUACUGGAGGGAAUAUUGAAUUAUAAUUUUUUUAAUUUUUUUAAAAAUUGUAAACUUUUUUAUUUCCUUUCGAAUAAAGAAGAUAUAUUAUUUGUGUAUGAUAUAUUAAUUAAUAGAACAAUUAAAAAGAUAAAUAGUUUAAACAUAGAUGAUAAAGAAAAGCAAAAUGAAAUAAAUGAAUGUUUAGAUUUUUUAGCAUUGUUAUAUAUAGCUAAAAAUGAAAAACAAAAAUUAAUGCUAUUUUAUAAAAUCAAAAAGCAACAUAAAAUCUUUGAUUUUUUAACAAAUGAUUUUAAAACAGAAAGAUGGAUAAGAGCUCUAAUUAACAAUGCAUAUAAAUUAAUGCAAAUAAAGAGAUAUUACUUAGCUGUUGCCUUUUUUAUUUUAUCAAGAGAUAUAAAAGAUGCUGUUGAUGUUAUACACCAAUACUUAGAUGAUACUCAACUAAGUAUUUUUAUUAUUAGGCUCAUUUAUAUUUCAUAUGGAGUAGGUGAUGAAGAAAAUAAUAAAAUUAGUAACUUCAUUGAAAUAAGUAACAAAUUUAAUAUUAUAAACAGUUCUUCCUUUUCCGAUAAAGAAGGAUCACCUAUUUCAGAUAUGAAUAAUUGCAUUAAUAAUGAAAAUGAAAAAAAUGAUAACACAUUACCCAAUGUAAUUGUUGAAGAUAUGAAUAAUAAUAAGGAAGUAAUUAAUGAAAAUAUAAAAGAAAAAAACACUUACGAUGAAGUAAAUAAUAAUUUUCUUUUCAAAUAUUUAAAUUAUAUUUUUAAUGACAAAAUAAAUGUUAAUAAUAAUAUUUUUUUAAGUAUUAUCAAAUAUAUUUUAUUGAAAAACUAUGAAGAAGCUUAUUCUAUAUGUGAAAAUGAAGAAUUAAAAUGUUUUUUCUUCUUAAUAUUGAAAAAUACUAUUAAAGAUAAAAUGAUAAAUGAAUUAAAUAAAAAUGAUAAUGUAACAAAAUACAACAUUUUAGAGAAUAAUGUCAAUUUUAAUAAUUAUGGCAUGAUGAACAAAUUUGAAUCUUAUUUUUGUUCUUUUUAUUAUUUUAAUAAAAAAAUAUAUAAUUUAUUUUUCAUUUUUUAUUUUAUUUUCUUCCACAAUAUUAAAUUUAAUAAAUUAAUAGAAUUAUAUGAGAAAUAUAAAUGUUUUUUUAUAUUAGCUUUUGAAAUGUAUUUAGAGAAGUUUCUUUUUUAUAAUAAGUAUUUAUUCUAUCUAAUUUCUUCACAUUCCUUUGCAAAUAAAAAAAAUAUUAAAACGAAAAAUAAUCCAUAUAUAUUACCUAAAGACUCCAACAAGAAAGAAAAUAAUUCUAUUAAUUCUAUAUAUUCAUUAAAUUUAUUCUCAAAUAUAAUAAAUAUUUUGUUUUUUCUCAUCAAUGAUAAUGACGAUUCAAAAAUUAAUGAUUUCUUGGAAAAAAAUUUCAUAAAUAGAAAUGAAGAAGAAAUAAAAUUAGAAAACAUCAUUUUUAAUUAUAAUAAGAAAACAAGCUUUAGUAACAGUUGUAAUGGUAAUAAAGACACAUUUUAUCAUAAUGACGAAACGUUGUGCUAUAAUAACAAUUUAAAUAUAAAUUUAGAUAAAUAUAAUAUGAUUUCCUUAAUAAAUAAGUUAAAAGAUUUGAAAAUAAUUGAAUGUUUUGGAAAACAACUCAAUUUAAGUAAUUUUUUAAUUUCUUUAUUAAGUAAAAUAGAUUUUUUAGAUAAUCAGAAACAUAAAUUAAUUAGUAAAAAUAGCAUCACCUUUGAAAUUAUAUAUGAUAUAAUAAAUGAAAAUGAAUUCAAGAUGCUUACUCCUUUUAAUUCAUAUUAUAUAUCAUUAAAUAAGUACAAUAGAAUAUUAACACAUUUGUUUUUUAAUUUUUUUUCCUUAUAUAUUAUCGAGGAAAAAAAGAAUAAUGUAAUGUUAUUCUUAAUUAAUUAUAUUAUAUCAAUUCUUUUUAUAUAUAUAAAUGAUGUAGUACAUAUACUAUUUAAUUUUCUGAGAAAUAAAAAAAAUAAAUCAUUAACACUAUUACAUAUUCCUUUAAUUCAAAUUAUUUUUCUUCGUAUAAGCCUAAGUAAUUAUUUUAUAUAUGAAAAAAAUACGAAAACAAAUAAAUAUAACAAAAAAAAAAAUGAAAAAAAACGAGAAGAAGAAAAAGAAAAGAUAAAUUGUGAAAAUGAAAAUGAAUUUGAAAAUUAUAUUAACAAAAAAAUCAAACAUCAUAAUUUAAUGGAAGAAUAUUCUGAUAUUUAUAAAAUGCAUAUAAAAAUAAAUUACAAAUACUUUUGCUAUUAUAUUCAUCUAAUUGAUUUAUUCUUAUGUUAUUUAUGUGUUUUUAUUUUGUGCUUUAUCAUUCUAAAAAAGUAUUAUAAUUUCUUCAUUUAUAACGAUGUAUACAUAAAUAGUACAAAUACAAUGAGAAAUAAUAGCAAAAAGAAUAAUAAAAAAAAAAGUUUAAAAAAAUUAUUUUAUAUUCUAUAUAUUUUUUUAAAAAAAAUUAAAAAACUAAAUUGGAAUGUGGAAAACAUUUAUAAAAAAAAUAACACUAUAGUUAAUUUAUUUAAUAAAUUCAUUAAGUGCUGCUACAUAAAUAAAACAUUUAAAAUGGAUGAGAUGAAGAAAAAUAAAAAAAAUGAAUGUAAUAAAGUAUAUACGAAUCAGGAACAUAAUAGAAGUUAUAAAAAUAAUAUUGCUUCUGAUGAAGAAGAUAUAAAACGUUUAAAUGAGUUAAAACAGGUAGAGAAUAUUCCGAAAAAUAAUAAUGCAAAUCCUCAGAUAAAUAUCAAAUCGUGUGAAUAUUUAAAAAAAAAAAAAAUGUCAUCAUCCGAUUUUCUAUUUGAAAAAUAUUGUAUUAUCAACAUCUUUUUAUCAAUAUUUGAAUUAGUAAUUAAUAAUUUCCAAAUAUUUGCUUAUAAAUCAAAUAUAUUUUUUCCAAAGUUAAAUAUAAAUAAUACAUAUAAAAGAGAAAAGGAAUAUGUUGGUGAAUCACACACACAAUUAUAUUUAAAAGAAAUUUAUAAAAAGGAAUAUAAGAAAAAAUCUAAUAAUAUAAAUAAAAAUACUUAUAUAUUUUAUUAUAAGACAUAUGUAUUAUUACUUUGUAUUGAUAACUUAUCUAUUUAUAUAAGUAAGUUUAUUUUUUCAAAAUUAAAAAUAUUAUUAUAUAAUUCUGCUUAUAGUGUAAAAAAUACCUUAUUAACAUUUUUGUCUUUUCCUUUUUUUUUUAAUAAAAUGAUAAAAAAAAAAAAUAAUUUUGUAUGCGAGCAUUUUAUUGAUUCUCAUAUUUCAUAUUUUUAUAAUAAACAUUUAUAUCUAAUUUGGAAACUUAAUAACUGUACAUAUAGAUCGUUUUUAUUAUUUUUUAACAAGAAUUUUUAUAAUUAUAAUGAUUAUAUGAAUGACCAUAUUGAUAGCAACAACAGAUUAGAUAAUUAUAUAACUAACAAUGUCAGUAAUUUUGAAAAGGAGAAUAAAAUGGAAGAAGAAAAAAUAAGUCAAUAUAAUGGAGAAAAUGAAAUAAAACAACAAGCAUCUAAAGAAAAAAACAAUUCAAUUGAAAAAAUUAAGAGUGAAAAUAAAAUGAAUAGCAAUAAUGAUAAUAACAAUAUAACGAACUUCAAGUAUAAUCAUAAGAAUGAAUACAAAAAAUAUUAUGACUUAUAUAAUAGUGGAUGUAGAAUAUAUGAAAAUGAAUAUAUUCUUAUACCUAAUACAAAUAUAGAAAAAAAUAAUAUAGCUUGUAAUCAUUCUAACUUUAUUUUUAGGAGUUCGAAAAGUCAUGAAAAGUUUACUUCUUUUACUUCAAAGAUUAAUUUCUUAAAAAAAUUUAAAAAAAAUAUGAAUGAAAAAAAUAAGAACGAGGAUAAAAAUGAUUAUAGUACCAUUAAUUAUUCAAGAAAUAAUAUAAAAAAUCUCAAAAAAAAAAAAAAUUCUAAUUUAUAUGAAAAUUCCUAUAAUACUUGUAAUGAAAAAUGUUAUAACUCUUAUUAUUCCUUAAGUUACAAUAACCUUUUUAAUAAUAAAGAAAAAUUAGGAGAAGAUUUUAUAUUGGAUGAAAAAAAUAUUACAAAUAAGUAUGAUUUAAAUACUAAUUUAAUGAAAUAUAAAAAUACUAUACAAAAUACGAAUGAAAACAACAACAAUAACCAUUCCUUACUUCUUAACAAUAUUGAGCACAUGAAAGAAAAUAGUAAUAAUAAUAAGAAGAAUAAUAGUUACUCAUAUAUUAAUAAUGAAAAUAUAAAUGAAAUUAAUAAGAAUGAUAUUCAAACAUUAUGUAAAAUUACUAGAAAUAAUAAAAAUAGUAAUAAAAAUAAUAAAAAAUUACCUUACGUUAUUCCACUAUCAUUGUUAUUUUAUGAUUUUAAUGAAAGACAUUCAAUUCAAAAAGAAAAAAUAGAUAAUUCUAAUAACACUAUUUUAUAUAUACAUAGAAAGGAUAAAAUAAAAAAGAUAUGUAUUUUGGAACAUUUAAAAAAAUUAAAUAAAAAAUGUAAGUUUAUUAAUUAUAUAUCAUACAACUUAAAAUGUGAAUAUAUUGAUAUAAAUAAUGAAGAACAAUUUGAGAAAAAAAAAAAAAAUUACUUAAAUAAAAAUAAAGACUAUAAAAAUAUUUCUAAUAAUAUGAAUGAUAAAUAUAACAAUGGUGAUAAUAUCUCUUUAUUACAAAAAAAUAAAUUAUACUAUGAAGAAGAAAAAAAAUUUGAAAUAAAUGAUAAUAAUAACAUGUCAAACGACUUAUCCUAUAAUAUUGAAUUUAAUAAAGCCAUAAUUGAUAAUGAUUCAUCAUCAAUAUGUUUAGAAAAAGAAAAUAGAAUAAUAAGAAAAAAAGAAAAUAAUAAAAAUCAAAAAAUAUUAUUAGAUAUUAAUAUGAAUAAAUUAGUAUACAUUUAUAAAUGUAUGCAUAUACAAUGUAUGCAUAAUUUAACUCCUCUGUGUUCCUUUUUAAGUAAUUUUAUACCAAAUGAUUUUAGUAUAACAAAUUUUUUUAAUAAUAAAUAUAAUAAUUAUUUUGUUAACAAUAUUUUUUUUCAUAAUUUUUUUUACACUUAUGAUAAUACAUUGACACUCUUAUUAAAUUCUAAUGAUAUGAAUUCCUUAUAUUAUGAUAAUAACAAUAAUAAUAAUAAUCUUAAAAGUAUCUACUCAGAUUUAAAUUAUAGUGAAAAAAAAAAAAAUAAAAAUACUAUUCUUCACAAUAAUAAUAUAUAUUAUAAGAACAAAGAAAAAGGUAACAUAAUUAAUGAAAGAAAACACAUUUUAAAUUUUAGAAUAAGAAACGUAAAAAAUGAUAGUAAUUGCAACAAUAAUAAGAAAAUAAGAGAAGAUAAUAAAAAAAAUAUAUUAGAAAAUGACAAUAAACAAAAAAAAAAGGGAAAUCUGAAAUUUUAUGAUAAAUAUAAUAAGCCAAAUGAAGAAUUAAAAAAUACUUUAAUUAUAUCUAAAUCAGCAGAGAAAUACAUUGAAUUGAUUUUAUUAUUAUUAUACAACAACAUAAGUCUAAAUGAUAAAGAUAAAAUAAAUGUAAAAGAUGAAAAAAGUGAAUUUAAAUAUCUAUUUGAUUAUUUAGAUAAAAAUGUAAAUAAAUGCAUAAGAAAGAAAUAUACUUUUAUAAAUAGAUUAGCUAAUAACAAAAAUAACUUCUCCUUUUUAAAAACGGGGGCUAUUAUAUCUCAUCCUUUUUUGCCAUUUUUUGCACUAAUACAUAUAAAUAAUGGAAAAAAUAUAAAUAAUGAAGUAGAUAAAACAAAAUUUCAAAUAAGGUUAUGUAAAUUUACAAAUAAUCAUGAUGAUAUUUCAUAUAAAUAUGGUUAUAUUACUAGUGUUAUGUGGAAUAACGAAGGAAAUUUGUUAAUGAUUUCAGAUAACUGUGGUUAUUUAUAUAUUUAUAACAUUUUUUUGGGAAAUUUUAUAAGCAAUAAAAUUAAAAAUAACAGCAAUAAUGUGAAUUCUAAUAUGAACUCUCUUUUUUCAACUGAUAUAAAAAAUAAAGAAAUAAUGAAAAAAAAUGUAUAUUAUGAUAAAGUAAAAUAUAAAAAAGAAAAAGAAGGCAAAGAAGACAAAGAAGAUAAUGAAGAAAAUGAAUAUGAUAAGGAAGAAGAUGAUAAUGGAUAUAACGAAGAAAGUGAAGAUGAAUAUGAAAAUGAUGAAUUAAGUGAAGGGGAAAGCGAAGAAAGUGAAGAAAGUGAAGAAAGUAAAAAAAGUGAAGAAAGUAAUAAAUGUAAAAUAAAAGAAAAAAAUAAAAUCAGAAAUUUUUUUAAAGAUAAUUUCUUAAAAAAUAAAAGAAAAUAUAUCGAAGAGAAAAAAACAAAAAAAAAAAAAAAAGAUAACAAAAAAAGCUAUAUAAUAAAGGAAGCUCUAUGUGUUAUUAAAUUACACGAUGAAAUUAUUGAUAUAAAAUCUUUAAAUGACAAUAAUUUUUAUUUAGUAAGUAUUGGAAAAGGAAUUAAUAGAAAAUCAAUUAGUAACCAUACAACUUUUAUUAAUUCUGAUUAUUUAGAAAAUAAAGAAGAUUUCAAUAAAACAAAAUUAUCAACUAAGAACUCAAUUCUUUAUAAUGAAAAUCAAAACAGUUCAACCUUGGUAGAAGAAAAAAAAAUGAACCAUUUAGAAUUUAGAAACAGUACUCUAUUUUCUAAUAAAACUGAAUUAGAAUAUCAAAAGAAUCAAGACGAAACAAGUAAAAAUAUUAUAAAAGAUUCCUUGGAGUUUCAAAAAAACUCUGAUCAUAAUAGUAUAAAAAAGCCAAAUGAAAAAUGCGAAAAAAAUAACUCCAAUAGUAAAGAUAUAAAAACAAAUUCUAAAAAUAUUGACACAUUUUUAAAUCUUCAUGUAUUUAAAACAAAAAAAUCUUAUUUUAAGUCCAAGUUUUUUUAUUUUGAUCCAUCUAAUAUUAAUUUUUUUAGAAAAAACAAAAAACAACAAAGUGCUACUUCAGAUAAUAUUUGUAUAUGCAUAUGGGAUAUAUGCUCCAUUUUAACAAAUGAAGAAAAAAAAUAUUUAAAAAAUAAAUACUAUAUAGUGAGUAAGGGAUAUAAAAAUGAUAAUAAAAAAGUAAAAAAUUUAGUACUGCAUCCAACAUUAGUGUGUAUAAUUAGCAACUUAUCAACAAAUAAAAUCUAUUUAAAUAAAAAUAAAAAUUUUGAAAAUAAUAAUUUUAUCACAAGUUUUUGUACAUGGUCAUCAAAUCAAUUAUACAAACAUGUGAGCCCUUUUGAAGAUACCGAAAAAAAAAAAUUAAAAAAAAAUACCAACAACAUAUCAGAAGUAACAAAAAGGAAAAAUAAUUUUUGGAAUUUUUUUAAAAAUAAAAUUUAUUCAAAUAACUUUUCUCAAGAUGCAUAUAUUUUUUAUGGAGAUCAGUUUGGUUAUGUUCAUAUUGUUCAUCUUCAAAUUUAUAAAGAAAUUUUAUGUUUUAAAGCUUUUGAUCUACCAAUAUUUAAAAUUUUCAUAUGCAAAAAUUUGUGUAAUAAACUACUUAUUUUAGCAGAAGGAAAAUUACGAAUAUAUAAAAUAAAGUCAAUACUGGAAAUAUCAUUUAUAAAAGAAAUUGAAAUUAUACACGAUAUAACUCCGAAAAAAUGUAUUUGUGAAGAAAAAAUAAAUGAACUAAAAGAAAAGAAAAAAAAGGAAGAAAAUGAAAAUGAUGAAGGUAUUUCUAUUUUUAAUUUAUCAUACUUUUUAUCUUCUAAUUAUAAUAAAAAACAAAGUAAUACAAGAAGCGAGGAUAAAAUAAAUCCAUCAAUAAAUGAUUCAUAUAACAAAAUUACAUUUGAAGAUAACAAAAAUUUAUUUAAUGAUUCACCUAAUAAUUUGAAUGUUAUCAAUUUCAAAAAUAAUCUGGCAACAUCACAUAAGAAUUACAAGAAAAAAGAAAAAGGAGAAAAUUCUUCUUCAAAAGAUAAUGUAUUUAAAAAAGAGGAUAGUAAUUCAUCAUUCAAUUCUUUAACUCAAUUAAAAACAUUGAGCGAUAGUGAAGAAAUUGAUAUAAAUAGUGAUAGAGAUAAUUAUCAAAGUGUAAUUAUUGGAGGUAUCAAUUUUGGUUAUCUAGGUUUUAAUUUUUCUAAAUUCAUGAAUAAUAAAAAAAAAACAACAAUAAUAGAUGCAUAUUUGUUAUCAAAUUCUCAUUUAGUAACAAUAUCAAAUAAUGGAACAAUAGUUUUAACAAAAGUCUGA
Messenger RNA from Plasmodium relictum, 13992 nucleotides. Its product is annotated as conserved Plasmodium membrane protein, unknown function. The coding region runs from base 1 to 13992 and encodes 4663 amino acids. The record is from RefSeq and is a predicted model, not a curated record. Lineage: Eukaryota; Apicomplexa; Aconoidasida; Haemosporida; Plasmodiidae. Gene Ontology annotation, cellular component: RAVE complex. Gene Ontology annotation, biological process: vacuolar acidification. The transcript is spliced from 2 exons.